GCCCCGGCCCCGCCCACCCCCAGGGCCGGGCCGCCCACACCGAGCCGCGGCGCGCACGGCUGCUGUCCCGCCUGCCACAAUGCGCGGGGAGGCUGCGGCCACGACUUGGCGCGGUCAUCCCUGACGUCGCCGCUCGGCAUCCUUAGGACAGGCCGCCCCUGACGCCUUGCGGGGACCCCACUCGCCCACGCCCCCCAUGCGCUCACUCUUCGGUGCCCAGCCGGGCGGGCGCCUCGCAGACGCGGAGCCGCGCGGGUGACGGCAAAGGCGGCUGCGCGCCCAGCCCAGCCCGUGGAGAGGGCGCGCCGCGCCCCCGCCCUCCGCCCGCUCUCCGGAGGCCGUGGGUGCGGAUGCGCGGCUGACGACUCGCAGCGACUAGCAGUGCCGCCGGCCGGAGCCCGCAGCAUGGCAGCCGCCGCCUAUGUGGACCACUUCGCCGCCGAGUGCCUCGUAUCCAUGUCGAGCCGCGCGGUUGUGCACGGGUCGCGGGAGGGGCCGGAGCCCAGACCCGAGGGCGCGGCCGCUGUCGCCGCCACCCUGCCCCGUGUCGAGGAGCGCCGCGACGGCAAGGACAGCGCUUCGCUCUUCGUAGUGGCGCGGAUCCUGGCGGACCUUAACCAACAAGCGCCGGCACCCGCCCCUGCGGAGCGCAGAGAGGGCGCCGCGGCCCGCAAGGCGAGGACCCCCUGCCGCCUGCCGCCCGCGCCGCCCCCAGCCCCCGAGCCUGCCUCCCCCGGCGCCGAAGGCGCGGCGGCCGCGCCCCUCAGCCCGGCUUGGAGCGAGCCCGAGCCCGAACCCGAGGUGGGGCUGGAGCCCGAGCGAGAGCCGGGGCCCGCGGGGAGCGGCGAGCCCGGCCUCAGACAAAGGGGCCGGCGGGGCCGAAGUCGCGCCGACCUCGAGUCCCCGCAGAGAAAGCACAAGUGCCACUACGCAGGCUGCGAGAAAGUUUACGGGAAAUCCUCGCACCUCAAGGCGCACCUGAGAACUCACACAGGUGAGAGGCCGUUCGCUUGCAGCUGGCAGGACUGCAACAAGAAGUUCGCGCGCUCCGACGAGCUGGCCCGGCACUACCGCACACACACGGGCGAGAAGAAGUUCAGCUGCCCCAUCUGCGACAAGCGCUUCAUGCGCAGCGACCACCUGACCAAGCACGCGCGCCGCCACGCCAACUUCCACCCGGGGAUGCUGCAGCGGCGCGGCGGGGGCUCGCGGACCGGCUCGCUCAGCGACUACAGCCGCUCUGACGCCAGCAGCCCCACCAUCAGCCCAGCCAGCUCGCCCUGAGCUGGCCCGCGGGGCGGGGCCGGGGCCGGGGCGGGGCCAGGGAGGGGGCGGCUCCCGCAGCACAGCCCCGCCCCCGCGCCCGGCCAAAGGGCCCGCCCCAUGCCCAGCCUGAGGCCCCGCCUCCUUACAACAGCCAUGAGCAGAUGCUCUCACUUCCUCUCGUGAUUUCGUGUCUUUUCCUUUUGUGAUAAGAAAGAAGACAGAACUUUAUGAAGUCAACGACAACAACAAAAAACAUUUUUUCUCCACCUCAGGUGUCAAAAUUAAUUUGUUAAAAAAAAAUUUCCAAAAAACACCAUCCACGAUUGCACAAGAGAUAUGCCCACGCAGGUGAGAUUCCGUGGUGUUGAACCCCCCCCUUUCUCAGGGAUGGACAUGUUCCACGAGGUCAGUGAGGACACCCCCUUCCUGCCGCCUUACUCUGUACAUAGAUUUGCACUCGAGAGUGUCCUUUGAGGUUGGGGCACACACUGGGGGCCCAGCGGUGCAGGGGAGCCCAGCGUCGGCGGCAGACCCGCCGGUCGGUGGGUCGGUUUGGAGCGGCAGUCACUGACAUUGUGCUUCCAGGGCAGACCCCUACACAGGCCCGGAGCUCCCGCGUCCUGCCCACCUGCCCAGCCUCAUCCUCGCCUCAGCCGGUAGUGGAGCUCGUAAUGCACACAGCUCAGAGGGACGCCUUAAGCUGUGGUGGGCCCCGGGGAGACUGCAGAGGGCCCUGUCCUUCGGGGGAUCUCAGAGCACUGGGAGCAGAGAUGCAGGCCCCGGCCCGGCAGACCGCUGCGCACCAUGUGAUGUCCACCCAGCCAAGGGCCGUGCCCUGAGAUCCACGCUGCACAGGGCUACCGCUGCCGAGUUCCUGCAGAAGGCACCAGGGACUUCCCACUGUUACACAAAGCCCCUGACUGCUUCUCUACAAAGAUGUCUCAAAGUGUCAUUGGUGUGUCCAGUUCCCAUGUUGGGCCAGUCCCGCCCUGCUCCUGAGACACCUUUGUUUGAAAGGGCGGUUAGAGUGGGUCACCCUGCUGGGGCCUCUGAGUGUGUGGCCCUGCGUGUGCCCUGCGUGGCACUUCACAGAAAGAGACCAGAGCAUUGUGACUGGGAACUUUUGGGAAGUGGCCAAGCGGAUAUUAUGGGAGAUGUGGUCAGAGAAUGUGCAUUCUCUUUUCUCCUGGAGGAACACCAGACAAAAGUUGUGGGAAAGGCUUUUCUCAGACCCACCGUGUCCCCAGCUCAGAAUUCACUAACCCCCAGCUUCUUUGCGAAUUCUGUGUCUCCUGGCCUCCUCCCUUCCCCUCCUGCCUGGGAGGCCCCAGCCCACACCCAGCCUGUGGGGCACUAGGGUGCAGGGCCCCCUCGCCAGUCUUCCUGUGCUAAGAGAGGAGGGGCAGAGAGCUGGGACUUGGGGUGGGGGGUUCGAGCCCGGGCAGGUGGGUCAGGCCAGGCUCUAGUGCACACCUCUGCAGAGAGCUGGAACCCCCUCCCUCUCCACCCCCACCUCCGCCCUCCACUGCCCAGGCACCACCCUUCCCUUCCUCCAGAGAGCUGGGGACCUGUAAAUAUAAGACUAGUCCCCAGUGUGUGUGUGUGUGUGUGUGUGCGUGCGUGUGUGUAUGUGUGUUGGGGGAGGGGUGUGGGUUUUGGGAGGACUUGGGGUAUCUUGCAGAGACCUCUGCUCAUUUUGAUGAGGAGGAAUGACCCUUGGGACCUCAGAGGGCCGUAGAUGGGCUCCCCUGAGCCCAGAGUGCCUUGGCCGUGGCCAUCCUGCUUCCAGCCCCAUCCAAACACAGCACAGAGACCCAGGCCCAGCUGUGCUUACCCACCCUGGGCCGGCUCCAGAGUGGGUGGGUGCCCUCUGGCCAUAGUGCCCAGGGGGUGGCAGUCUGCCAUCUGCAACACUCUGGGUGCCCAUUUCUGACUCUGCUGUGUGUCAGCUGGGAUUGGCUAGCGGUAUGAUGGUGGCUUCUGAGGAGCAUGGUAGGUACCCAGUUGGGCAGUACUAUCGUUUUGCUGUGGGUGGAAACCCAUUGGGACUGAUGUAGGGGGUGGUCCCCACCCUGCGUGGGUGCAGAGUUGGCUCCCCAGGGCGCCGGGCUCUGUUGGGGCUGUGUGGCAGCCCUGCUCACCUUUGGUCCAGGAGAGGGAACGGGAUAUGCUGCAGACACCUGGACAGAGUGGUGCCCUGAGUACCUGGGGUGAAAGCUCUUCACGCCUGGUUCCAAAGCGAGGCCCGGAAGGCCCUCGGGGGCCCCUCCCAAAGUUGUUUCUGUGUGGGGCAGGGAAAGCCACACUCCGAAUACAUUUCAUGUCUCAGGAACUCACAUUCCAGGUUCAGGAAUUUUAUUCCAAAGUCCUUUGGUGUGCUCACUGUCCACGAGCCCCGGAGGCAGGGAGAAGGGCUACAUGUCUCUUGGGAGCCACACAGCGCAGCCCUCUGGAGGAGCCCAUGGCAUCCACUGCGGAAGGCGGCUUUGCAGCCCCAUGUCUCUCUGCACAUAGGAAGAGGGCAAAGGACUAAACCCAGUCAUCUUGGAAUAAAAGAAGAGCUGGUUUGUUUUAGAGGUGGGGUGGGGGGCGGGGGAGGGAAAGCGGGCGUUUGCUGUUUCCAAAGAGAGCACUUAAUUUAAUUUUUCCUCUAAGUGACCCAGGGCUGUUCCGUCUGAUAGAUGGAAGGGUAACAUUGCCUUAAAACAGAAAUAUGCAGGCGUUGGCUAUUUUUGGCAAAUGAGUGUGUCUUCAUUCCCAAAGUAGUUCUUGGCUGCUGGCAGGGAGGGUGCGGUCCUUCCAAGUGGGCCUGGCCUGGGAGAUGGGCCACUGCUUUUCUGAUGAGGGCACCUGGACAGAGUUCCUGCCCGGCAUCCCUGAGCUCUCGGCCCAGGGCUCCAGCCAGUGGACUGUCUGGACUCAUCUGGGGCUAAAAUUCAUCUCACAUGAAGGGUGGGAGAAACCCAUGAAUCUCAGGCCAGGUUCAAGUGGGCUCUUACCAGCAUCUCAUUGUCACAACAUGUGGAGUACGUGUGGAAGAGGGUGGUGGGCCCGGAAAGCUGCCCUCGCCCGGGGCCCCACCCAGGGGAGCAGCUACACGGGGAGAACCCUCCUGAAUGGCCUGCAUUUUUUUCUAAGAUGUAGAAUGUCUUCCCAGCCUGGGUCUGUUUCAGGGUCUUUCAUUUUUCUGGUUUCUGGGUAUGCUUGCCGGCUUCUAUGUGAUUGAGGAACAAACCCAUAGGACUCCUAGAAAUGAUGGUGAAAACUCAAACUGUACUUCGUGGCCAACUCCAGGUCUUGCAGGCCAGGGGGCAGAGAUCUCAAAGCGAAGGUUGCCUGAGUGAAGGGAGAGUUCCCCUCCCGCCAGGCCAAAAAGUGACCCCAGACUCACCCUUGGGGGCUGGUAUUCAGCACGUGUCCCAACCAGGAAGCCCUCUUUGUGUCCCCCAUGGUAGGGUUGUCUGUCCCCCAGAUGUCUACCCAGCCCCACAGCCAUAUGGAAAGACAGAGGGCCCUGGGGUCCUCUCCUGUUGGGUGCUACACAGGAAAGGGCAGUGAUGCCCAUAAUGGGAGUGUAGUCUUGGAGGUGCCCUCCCUGCAUCCUGCCGCAGUCUACCCACCCCCUGCACUCGAGGUGCUGGACAGCCCCCCUUGAUUCUGAGGCCAUGCACCCGGGCAGGUGCAGGAUUCGCCAGGGUGCAGCCUCCAGGUGCAGACAUCAGCAGCCCUGACCACCCCCAACCCUGGGUCAUGGCUCAGACCAGUGGAGGUGAUUGGGAGGUGGGGACAGACAGGCCACAGGUGCCCCCCACCCCAGCGCACCUGUUGGGACAUGCAGACAGGGCUGGUCGCUUUCUGUGGUCCAGGUGAAAUGCAGCCCAAGCGGGGUCUUCAUUCAAGGCUUCUGCCCCCCCCCCCCAAGCCUGGUGUCUGGAAGUCCCUGCGCUCUUGCCAGGAGCAGGUGCUAAGGUGGGCGGCACAGGGUUAGAGCACCCCCCAGGGACGUGCUCCAUGAUCUCAGCGAGCCGGCUGCCACCUAACAGGAAAGCGUGAUCUCAGCAAUAGCGCCCUCAUUUCUCAACUCCUGGUUUCGGCUGUGUUUACAAGGCUACCUGAUUUGUUUGACUUCUGACAGCUAUAGCUGAUUUCUUUCUUUUUUUUUUAAUCCCUUUUUACAAAGUCAUUCAAAGACUCAGUGCUGGAAGAUUUAAAGGGGCUGAUGUGUUGGUCACGUUGCAGCCAGUGAGAAACGCUUUGCGAGUCACCCCCAUCUUUGCUACCCAAAGGUUCUGUGUGCGAUACUAGUGACCGCAUUUUCCAAAGCUGAAAUAGUGGGUGUGGGCUGACACUUUGAAUUCAGGAUCGCCCUGGGAAAAGCCAGGUCCUGUAACUGAUUUUCCUGAUUCUGAGGCUGGGUUUCAGAAGUUUGUCCCAGACACAUUCCAGAGAAUUUUGUACCAGAAUUUGAAUGCACAAUCCAGCUUACUACUGAUAAAUGCCUGAACAUCGUUUACGGAGAGGCCCUUCCCUUCAUGCUGUUCUGUCUCUCAGUUGGAAGAGCUGAAGUUGGUGGGAGGCAUGAGCCCAGGGCCACCAGGGAAGAGGGGCCACACUUGGUUUCUACUGACCCUCUUAUCUGGAUAUCGGACUUGCAGUGGGCCCCCUGGCCCUGCCCAGCCUCUCCCCUCUCAUGCAGCUUUAAAACCUUACUACUUUUAUUUAAAGAUGAACAGGACAGGAGAAAGCGGCGUCCCCUGCCCUGCACACCAUACAUUCCCCAUGGGGGACAUAGGAAGCGUGGGGGCGGGGUGCACGAAAGCAGCUUUCUCCCAGGGCUCGGGGACAUCUUUCCAGUCACCUGUCCACAGACUGCUGCACAUGCUUAUUUGGAAACCAAGGGCAUGAGCUGAAUGCCUGCCGGGCGACCGCACGUCUGGUGCAGGCUCUCUCUCCCACUUGGCACCCUGUGCCCGGCCAGCCCCUCCCUCCCCAGCCUGCCCUCCUCACCUUGGAGAAUCCCUUAUGUGAUCGCUGGGGACCCUGGGGCUGGAAGACCUUGGCAUGGGGCUCCCCUGAGCAGCUGUGCGGGGUCCGGCUGGUGCAGGGCCAGGAAUCGGCAUGUGGCUGUGCGGGGUGAUUGCCUCUGGGACUCAGAGGCCCUGGACUCCGCACAGACAACCCCUCCCCCACCCAAAGCCAUUGAUGGAACUUCUCUGGAAUUGUUUGCCAAAACCCCAAGGUAGAAUCCAAGGGUCCAAGACCAUUUCCAUCGAGCACACGUUUUCCAUUUCUGUAGGAACUUUCUGUUGUCGUUUUUGUAACCAGCACCACACACCAUGCUUCCGAAGGCCAUGUCCCACCUUUCCUGGACCACUACAGUCAAGUAUUACAGCUGUCCAGUUCCCGGUCUGGCCUUGGCUUGCUCGGAUAAAACUUUGUAUGUAUUUUGUAAGGCAUAGAUUCUAUAUUGUAAUGAUGUCCUAUGCAAAAAAAAAAAAAGGAAAAAAAAUUAACUAAA
Molecule: messenger RNA, 6784 nt
Organism: Camelus dromedarius (Arabian camel)
Lineage: Eukaryota; Metazoa; Chordata; Mammalia; Artiodactyla; Camelidae
Gene: KLF13
Product: KLF transcription factor 13
Exons: 2
Coding region: 406-1284 (292 amino acids)
Biological process (GO): regulation of transcription by RNA polymerase II
Molecular function (GO): RNA polymerase II cis-regulatory region sequence-specific DNA binding; DNA-binding transcription factor activity, RNA polymerase II-specific
Source: RefSeq, a predicted model, not a curated record